Molecule: messenger RNA, 1203 nt
Organism: Microsporum canis CBS 113480
Lineage: Eukaryota; Fungi; Ascomycota; Eurotiomycetes; Onygenales; Arthrodermataceae
Exons: 1
Coding region: 1-1203 (400 amino acids)
Source: RefSeq, a predicted model, not a curated record
AUGGGGGCUGUUUUUAACGGUAUAAUCCUCGGGAUCACAGGGCUUUCUCUUUUCCCACUCGGAGAAUACUUUUUUCCCCCCAAGAAAGUGGCUAAUACUGUUGUUCGUGUUGCGGCUGGCUUGUCUCAGCCGCGCCAGCAUAACGUCGCUAGUACUGGGGGAACAACGCCGAAUGUGGCUUUGUUUAAUGAGAAUGGGGAGAGAAUCGGUUUCCUAAGCGGCCAGAGGCAUGGGGUUAUCAAUGACGGAAACUUUGGUGACAUUGUUGUCGCUCCCAUCGAUUCUAAAAACAACAAUCCAGCCACAUAUAUUUCCCUAAGUGCAUCAUCAAGCGAUGCCAUCUGCAUUGCAUACGUCGCUGUGACACAUCCCAGCGGGGAAUACUGGGCCUUUUCUGGGGAUAGCGCAGUUAGCUGCGGAGCAGCCUGGUACCUCUCCAACCUCGAAAUGCAGGGAGAUGACGAAAAUAAAGUACACAAGCCAAAGUGCUUUUGGAUCGAUGGUCCGGGAGAUGACGGAAAGGUGACCAAUAAUUUCCCCCAGGGAAUCGGCAUUCACCUAACCGACUUUGUGGGAAGCAAAGCACGAUCGGAAGAAUACCAAGCGAACAAGGACGCGAUGUGCAAAAGCCGCCCUAGACUCCACAUGUACAAAGAGUUAACUGAGCUGAAUUGUUUGCCAAUUUUCAACCCACCACUUAGCUAUGAUCCUGAAAAUCGCGACAAGGAUAUCAAGGCCGCAUUAUCAGACGGCGAAGUCAUGUGCAAACCGGGGCCGGAUCAAAAGCCAACAGCAAGUGAUAUAAUCCAUCUCCGGAAAUUUAGCUCAGGCCGAUUUUCAGUCCCAACUUACGGAGUGAAGCGCAGAAUCGUGGAGUUAAGUGAGAGGGAAGAAAAGGCACCGGGGCGUGCUUGUUUCACUGACGAUAUAGUAAUCAGCGACUCCAUGGGUGCAAAGGAACUUUGUGAUGAUCCUAACUCUCAUGGGCCUGACUUCGUCUCUAUAAAGGAAGGGUAUUAUUGCGAUAUGUGUUCACAUGAGCUUUUCCCUCUCUGCCACAAAAGCGCGGCCGCGGCGAAAAAUCAAAGGGGCUGUUUUGACGUUGACACCAAGAAGAUGCGGUACACUGGGGAUAUAGCUGCCCGUGGAAACGGUACAAUCGUCCCCGAUAAGAGUUACCAGAGAGUUAGAGUAUGGAAGUAG